Messenger RNA from Odobenus rosmarus divergens (Pacific walrus), 3769 nucleotides. It is a transcript of the gene AP2A1, whose product is annotated as adaptor-related protein complex 2, alpha 1 subunit. Gene Ontology annotation, molecular function: clathrin-cargo adaptor activity. Bases 206 to 3142 code for a protein of 978 amino acids. Gene Ontology annotation, cellular component: AP-2 adaptor complex; membrane coat. Gene Ontology annotation, biological process: intracellular protein transport; clathrin-dependent endocytosis. The record is from RefSeq and is a predicted model, not a curated record. The transcript is spliced from 24 exons. NCBI's taxonomy places the organism in Eukaryota, Metazoa, Chordata, Mammalia, Carnivora, Odobenidae.
UAGCUCAGGAUGGCGGACGGGAGGGGAGGGGCCGGGGGCGGAGCCGCGGCCUGCCGCCCGCCCGCCCGCCCGCCAGCCAGCCCUCCCCCCUGGCCGGCUCGGCUCCUCCGCGCUGCUUGGGGUCCUUUCCUCCCGGUCCCCGCCUGCCAGCCCCCGCCGCGCUGUGCCCUGCCCGGCCAGGCCUGGAGCCGACACCACCGCCAUCAUGCCGGCCGUCUCCAAGGGCGAUGGGAUGCGGGGGCUCGCGGUGUUCAUCUCCGACAUCCGGAACUGUAAGAGCAAAGAGGCAGAGAUUAAGAGAAUCAACAAGGAACUGGCCAAUAUCCGCUCGAAGUUCAAAGGGGACAAAGCCUUGGAUGGCUACAGUAAGAAAAAAUAUGUGUGUAAACUGCUGUUCAUCUUCCUGCUUGGCCACGACAUUGACUUUGGGCACAUGGAGGCCGUGAACCUGCUCAGCUCCAACAAGUACACGGAGAAGCAGAUAGGUUACCUCUUCAUCUCGGUUCUGGUGAACUCAAACUCCGAGCUGAUCCGGCUCAUCAACAACGCCAUCAAGAACGACCUGGCCAGCCGCAACCCGACCUUCAUGUGCCUGGCCCUGCACUGCAUCGCCAAUGUGGGCAGCCGUGAGAUGGGCGAGGCCUUUGCCGCUGACAUCCCACGCAUCCUGGUGGCUGGGGACAGCAUGGACAGCGUGAAACAGAGCGCGGCCCUGUGCCUACUACGGCUGUACAAGGCCUCACCCGACUUAGUGCCCAUGGGCGAGUGGACAGCCCGGGUGGUGCACCUGCUCAACGACCAGCACAUGGGUGUGGUCACGGCCGCUGUCAGUCUCAUCACCUGUCUCUGCAAGAAGAACCCGGACGACUUCAAGACGUGCAUCUCCCUGGCUGUGUCUCGCCUGAGCCGGAUUGUCUCCUCGGCCUCCACCGACCUCCAGGACUACACCUACUACUUCGUCCCGGCGCCCUGGCUCUCGGUGAAACUCCUGCGACUGUUACAGUGCUACCCACCGCCAGAGGAUGCUGCCGUGAAGGGGCGGCUGGUGGAGUGUCUGGAGACCGUGCUCAACAAGGCCCAGGAGCCCCCCAAGUCCAAGAAGGUCCAGCACUCCAACGCCAAGAAUGCCAUCCUCUUCGAGACCAUCAGCCUCAUCAUCCACUACGACAGUGAGCCCAACCUCCUGGUGCGGGCCUGUAACCAGCUGGGCCAGUUCCUGCAGCACCGGGAGACCAACCUGCGCUACCUGGCCCUGGAGAGCAUGUGCACGCUGGCCAGCUCCGAGUUCUCCCACGAGGCGGUCAAGACCCACAUCGACACUGUCAUCAACGCCCUCAAGACGGAGCGGGACGUCAGUGUGCGACAGCGGGCCGCUGACCUCCUCUAUGCCAUGUGUGAUCGGAGCAACGCCAAGCAGAUCGUGUCAGAAAUGCUUCGGUACCUGGAGACGGCUGACUAUGCCAUCCGUGAGGAGAUUGUUCUGAAGGUGGCCAUCCUGGCCGAGAAGUACGCAGUAGACUAUAGCUGGUACGUGGACACCAUCCUCAACCUCAUCCGCAUUGCGGGCGACUACGUGAGUGAGGAGGUGUGGUACCGUGUGCUGCAGAUCGUCACCAACCGUGAUGACGUCCAGGGCUACGCUGCCAAGACCGUCUUUGAGGCGCUCCAGGCCCCCGCCUGCCAUGAGAACAUGGUGAAGGUCGGCGGCUACAUCCUCGGGGAGUUUGGGAAUCUGAUCGCUGGGGACCCCCGCUCCAGCCCCCCAGUGCAGUUCUCUCUGCUGCACUCGAAGUUCCAUCUGUGCAGCGUGGCCACCCGGGCCCUGCUGCUGUCCACCUACAUCAAGUUCAUCAACCUCUUCCCGGAGACCAAGGCCACCAUCCAGGGCGUGCUGCGGGCCGGCUCCCAGCUGCGCAACGCUGACGUGGAGCUGCAGCAGCGCGCCGUCGAGUACCUCACGCUCAGCUCAGUGGCCAGCACGGACGUCCUGGCCACAGUGCUGGAGGAGAUGCCGCCCUUCCCGGAGCGAGAGUCGUCCAUCCUGGCCAAGCUGAAACGCAAGAAGGGGCCCGGGGCCGGCAGCGCCCUGGAUGAUGGCCGGAGGGACCCCAGCAGCAAUGACAUCAAUGGGGGCGUGGAGCCCACCCCUAGCACUGUGUCGACGCCCUCGCCCUCUGCCGACCUCCUGGGGCUGCGGGCAGCCCCUCCCCCAGCCGCACCCCCAGCGACCUCGGGUGCAGGGAACCUCCUGGUGGAUGUCUUCUCCGACGGCCCGGCUGCCCAGCCCAGCCUGGGGCCCACCCCCGAGGAGGCCUUCCUCAGCGAGCUGGAGCCGCCUGCCCCUGAGAGCCCCAUGGCUUUGCUGGCUGACCCAGCUCCAGCUGCUGACCCGGGUCCUGAGGACAUCGGGCCGCCCAUCCCAGAAGCCGAUGAGCUGCUGAAUAAGUUCGUGUGCAAGAAUAAUGGGGUCCUGUUUGAGAACCAGCUGUUGCAGAUUGGAGUCAAGUCGGAGUUCCGGCAGAACUUGGGCCGCAUGUACCUCUUUUAUGGCAACAAGACGUCCGUGCAGUUCCAGAACUUCUCACCCACGGUCGUCCACCCUGGAGACCUCCAGACUCAGCUAGCAGUGCAGACCAAGCGCGUGGCCGCACAGGUGGACGGCGGGGCGCAGGUGCAGCAGGUGCUCAACAUCGAGUGUCUGCGGGACUUCCUGACGCCCCCGCUCCUGUCCGUGCGCUUCCGGUACGGGGGUGCCCCCCAGUCCCUCACCCUGAAGCUCCCGGUGACCAUCAACAAGUUCUUCCAGCCCACGGAGAUGGCGGCCCAGGAUUUCUUCCAGCGUUGGAAGCAGCUGAGCCUCCCCCAACAGGAGGCGCAGAAAAUCUUCAAAGCCAACCACCCCAUGGAUGCAGAAGUCACUAAGGCAAAACUCCUGGGGUUUGGCUCUGCUCUCCUGGACAAUGUGGACCCCAACCCUGAGAACUUUGUGGGGGCUGGAAUCAUCCAGACUAAAGCCCUGCAGGUGGGCUGUCUGCUCCGGCUGGAGCCCAACGCCCAGGCUCAGAUGUACCGGCUGACCCUGCGCACCAGCAAGGAACCCGUCUCCCGUCACCUGUGUGAGCUGCUGGCCCAGCAGUUCUGAGCCCCGGACUCUGCCCCCCCCCCGGGGAUGUGGCCGGCGCCGGGCAGCCCCUAGGACUGAGGCAGCUUUGGUGGAUGGGGCAGCGAGGGGACCUCCACUGGUGACAGGGAAGACCCCAGGGGUGGGGGGACGCCUGGAACCUUCCUCCGGCCUUUUGUAUUUUUAUUUUUGUUCAUCUGCUGCUGUUUACAUUCUGGGGGGUAAGGGGGAGCCCCCUCCCUCCCUUUCCCCCUUAAGCACAGAGGGGAGAGGGGCCAGGGAAGUGGGCGCCUCCUCCCCUCCCACCCCACCCCACCCCAUCGUAGCCCCUCCUGCCCCCUCCCCAUCCAGGGGCUGUGUAUUAUUGUGAGCGAAUAAACAGAGAGACGCUAAUAGCUGUGUGUGUGGGACUGGCUCACGGCCAGGUGUCAGAGGAGUGGGGUGAGGGCAUGCAGAGUGUGGGUGGCCAAGCCCCGCAGCGCGUGGGUGGGACUCUGGGCGGACAGCAGUAGCAGCCGCCGCGGCCCCGACUGCAGAGCCACCAGCCGCCAUCCCGUGCCUGGCUCCUCGGGCCCGGACACCAGGUAGCAGGCUCUCGGCACCUGGCUCCUCUGGGCCGCAUCCUCCACCUUCUCCUCUGGUGACCCC